AUGGUAAGAAUGCUUUCUGCGAUCGCAGAAGGAUCAGAAUCGAAUAGCACCAGCAAUAAUCCUCUAUGUCAGCCGAAUAAUAAGCGUCUGAGAAACGAAGGUACGAGUUCUUCCAUGAGAUUCAAAGGGGUGGUGUUACAGCAAAACGGGCAUUGGGGGGCACAAAUAUAUGCCAACCAACAGCGGAUCUGGCUUGGAACAUUCAAGUCAGAGAAAGAAGCAGCAAUGGCAUAUGACAGUGCCGCCAUCAGACUCCGAAGUGGAGAUUCCCACCGAAACUUUCCCUGGACCAACCUCACCGUUCGAGAACCAAAAUUUCAACAUCUCCACACCACAGAAUCGAUCUUGAAUAUGAUCAAGGACGGAUCCUACCAGUCCAAAUUUAAAGAAUACUUAAGUAGAUCUUUGGAAAUGGGGAAUGACUCCAGCCUCAACAUGAUAAGGGGAGGAGGACCUGUACUAGGAGGAGGAGGAGGAGGAGGAGGAGGAAGAGGAAUCAUGUGUCACCAACUCUUUCAGAAGGAGUUGACACCCAGCGAUGUGGGCAAGCUAAACAGGCUCGUCAUCCCAAAGAAACAUGCCGUCAAAUACUUCCCGCAGGUCUCUGAAGUAAGCUCGGAGGAUGACGAGGAAGGUAGUGGAGUGGAUGAUGUCCAGCUAGUAUUUUUUGAUAGGUGGAUGAGGUCGUGGAAGUUCAGAUACUGCUAUUGGAAGAGUAGCCAGAGCUUCGUGUUUACGAGGGGUUGGAAUCGUUUUGUCAAGGAGAAGGAAUUGAAGGCAAAGGAUGUAAUCACCUUCUACAGGUGUGAACACAGAGAAGAGUGCAAAGAGGAGAAAACGUUUUGUCUGAUUGAUGUAAGUCACAAUCAGAGCGACAGUGUUGAUGGAUUUGAUGGACCAGUCGCUAUGGAGAUGAAACUACAGCUACAACUCGGAUUAGGUUUAGGACGCAAUUUUGAAUGCAGUUCUGAUUAUCAGGAAAAAAGAUGGGAAGAGGAAAAGAAAUUAUUCAUGGAAAUGCCACUAUCAUCACCAUCACCAUCACCAUCACCACCACCACCGCCGCCGCCAUCGCCACAGCACUCUGAUGGAAAGGGAGUUAGACUAUUUGGUGUACGAAUUCGUUGA
Molecule: messenger RNA, 1128 nt
Organism: Telopea speciosissima
Lineage: Eukaryota; Viridiplantae; Streptophyta; Magnoliopsida; Proteales; Proteaceae
Product: AP2/ERF and B3 domain-containing transcription factor At1g51120-like
Exons: 1
Coding region: 1-1128 (375 amino acids)
Biological process (GO): regulation of DNA-templated transcription
Molecular function (GO): DNA binding; DNA-binding transcription factor activity
Source: RefSeq, a predicted model, not a curated record